This is a messenger RNA of Pseudocercospora fijiensis CIRAD86, 615 nucleotides long. RefSeq lists its product as uncharacterized. The record is from RefSeq and is a predicted model, not a curated record. Bases 1 to 615 code for a protein of 204 amino acids. NCBI's taxonomy places the organism in Eukaryota, Fungi, Ascomycota, Dothideomycetes, Mycosphaerellales, Mycosphaerellaceae. The transcript is spliced from 3 exons. Gene Ontology annotation, molecular function: oxidoreductase activity, acting on the CH-OH group of donors, NAD or NADP as acceptor.
AUGGCCAGCAUGAAGAAGCCCUGGGCAAUAGUUGGUGCGAGCAGAGGAAUCGGCGCCGAGUUCGUGCAACAGCUUCUGGACAGCCAGCACAAUGUCAUCGCAACGACACGGAAAGCGAUCGCUGAAGAAGCCCAAUCCCGCUGGCCGAGCGAUGUGAGGCCCUCGAUCUAUGAUCUAGACAUUCUUGGCGAGCCGAGCAUCAAUGCUUUUGUUGCGAAACUACUCCAAGAUGGUGUCCAGCGAAUAGACUAUCUCGCUGCUUUAAACCACAUGCUGAGGCACAUGGCGGCCGAGUUGCAGCGCAAGAAUAGCACGACCGUUGUAAUUGCUCUUCAUCCAGGAGAGGUGGCUACAGACAUGGCGAACAUCGAUCUGGGCUGGGAAGUCGUUGGACAAAUGACUCCAGCGGAGAGCGUGUCUUCGUGCAUUCCGGUAAUCGAAAGCAAACAUCUAGAUGACAGCGGAACUUUCUGGACAUGGGGGGACAAGGUGCUUCACAGACUCAGACCUCUCAUCGCACACAGUGAGCAGGACGACUUCACCGCACUUCCUUCCCUCUGGCUCACAAAGAAUCGCGCCUCGAAUCUCAACGCAAUGGAGAAGCUGCAAAUCUGA